Molecule: messenger RNA, 2576 nt
Organism: Betta splendens (Siamese fighting fish)
Lineage: Eukaryota; Metazoa; Chordata; Actinopteri; Anabantiformes; Osphronemidae
Gene: luzp2
Product: leucine zipper protein 2
Exons: 11
Coding region: 203-1423 (406 amino acids)
Source: RefSeq, a predicted model, not a curated record
GUUCCAGGUACUGCACAUCGCUUCCCGCCAGUCAGCUCAGGUCAACUUCAUUACGGCUCCUGGCAAUGACAAGAAAUGAAGGGAAACUCAAUUAUACAUUCACAUAUUUAAAUCAUUUAGCAUUUUUCUGUCCAAUUAGUGUUUGCAGCCACGCCGGCGCCAAACAUGGCUCCCUCCUGGAUGUUCACACCUUGGGUGCCAGAUGUCCUGCGUUUCCCACCUCUGCGUUUUGACUGAUAGCUUAGCGUUGGCGCGUGCGGAUGUUUUAAGGCUUCAGGCAGCGUUUGUGGAGCAACACACUUGUCAGGAAAUCAAUAAUCGAACAAUGAUAUUCACUCUUUUCUCUGCAUUUGUCCGUGUGGGACUUGUCCCACGGGACGGGAGCUCACGCCGCGUGGCUGCCGCCGCCCCGGGCCGGGCUUUGAUGUCCGUUCGCUCCAGGCUCGCUGGGCUGGCAUCGCUGCUCGCUUUGGGCCCGGCGCCAGCAUGUCGGCAGGCCAGAGGUCGCCGCGGCGUGGAGGGCUUCUCUGUGGAGAAAAUCCAUUCUUCAGGGUCACUGAAAAAUGACGACUCCGUGGCCAAGAAGGACGUCCAGAGGAUCCUGGAGCUCAGCCACAAGCAGAGAGAGGAGAUGAAGUCCCUCCAGGCAGCCCUGCAGAAGCAGCUGGACGAGGCCAACGAGAGAGCGGAGAAGCAGCAGGCCACGAUUAAAUUUCUGAAAGUGGAGAUGGAGAAAAAAACCAAGAUCAUCAAGGAUUUACAGCAGGAGAAUAAGAGCUUGAAAAAUAAGCUGCUCUCUGGAAACAAACUUUGCGACGCCUACGCCGAGGAGUCCAAAAAAAUCCAGGCUCAACUGAAAGAACUGCGGUACGGGAAAAAGGAUUUAAUUUUUAAGGGGCAGCAGCUCAUGGACCUGGAGCACAAGUUAACCAUAGCCAAGGAGGAGCUGGAGAAGACGGCGCUGGACAAGGAGUCUCAGCUGAAGGCGCUGAAGGACACCGUGCACAUCUGCUUCUCCGCUGUCCUGCACAACCAGCCCAGCAGCAGCCACAGGUUCCCCACCUCCCCCACCCACCUGUUCAAAUACUCGUCGCUCAUCAACAGCUCCAGAGUCACCUUCCAGCAGCCGCACGCUAAGGAUGUCUCCAAAGUUCAAAGAAUCGUCACAGCGAGUAAAUCAGCCAUGAACGCCAGCGUAAUGAGGAGAGAGAGCGACAGAGUCAAAGCGUGCCAGAUGGAAAAGGCCGGCGCCGACUGCUUCCAGAACCAGACGGAGGAAUCGGCUCCAAAAAGUAAAAAGCUACCAGAGCAGCAGCAGCAGAGGAGCCACGCACACACUGGAAAACUCAACACAAAGCUCAGCGACAGCGACGAGGCCGAAGGAGGCGGCAGCAAACACAGCAAGACGCACAAAGACAACUGAGGGGACGGAGGACGUUGUGUUUCCAAGAGCACACACACACUCACAGAUAAAGACACACACACAGAUAUAGACACACACACACUCACAAAGAUAUAGACACACUCACAGAUAAAGACACACACACACACACACACACACACACACACACACACACACACACACUCACAGAUAAAGACACACAUAGACACACACUCACAGAUAAAGACACACACACACACACACUCACAGAUAAAGACACACAUAGACACACACACUCACAGAUAUAGACGCACACGCACACACACACACACACACACACACACACACACACACACACACACACACACACACACACACAUACACUCACAGAUAAAGACACACAUAGACACACACUCACAGAUAAAGACACACACACACACACACUCACAGAUAAAGACACACAUAGACACACACACUCACAGAUAAAGACACACACUCUCACACACACAGAUAUAGACGCACACGCACACACACACACACACACACACACACACUGUACGAGCAUUGUUUGCAAACGCUGAGACACUGAACUGUCAGAUUUCCUACGUCACCUGAACCCUCCAUAAUGAAACGGCAUGCAUCCUAGAACUUCUUUUUAAAGGUAGCAGCGGCUCUGGUAACUUGUUCCAUGAUCGUUUCUUUGUUGUUUACUUAUCUGAGUUUUAUUCUGAGUGAGGACACUGCUUUCUAAAUGUGUGAUCUUUCUAGAAAAAUCCCUUUGCUGGUGAGGUCUGACACUGUAUCCUGUGAAGUAUAUCAAUUGACAAAUAAAAGACGUUGUACUACUACUACUACUACUACUACUACUACUACCACAACUACUACCCAACUUAGAAUAUGGUUUGUCACUCAUUGUAGCCAGGUUAAUUUACUCCUCCACGUUUUGAAGUACAGAGGCUCAAGUUGGCUGGCCAACUGUUCAACAUUUACUAUUUCAGCACUCUUUCUGCCUUUAACACUCCAGAGGCGAAGAGCCAAAGACUCACAAUGGGUCGUGUCCCUGAGAAUGUGCCAUGCACUGAGUAGUAACUCCUAGCUACAUGUGUCUGUGUUAUCUGACCUUUCUGUGUCCUUUCAAUAAACUGUAAUUUUCAGUAAAUGUGUAAAGAAUAAAUGGUUAUUUGUGGGAAAGAAA